AAGAAACAUUUUUUAUAAUUAAAAGCAAAGUGCACCGAGUAUUUAACGAAUUCGUACAGUACUGCAGUUUAGCCGUUGCACCAUGCCGCUGUACACGGAUCAAGGAUACUACUACAGUGGCGGUAGCAGCCAGCUUUACGCACCCUACUACACCCCCGGUCUAUAUGCGAUUCCUACAAGCUCCUCGGGCGGCUCUUAUGCGCCCUAUUCGUCCACCUACAACCGGACGUUCGGCGGUAGCUAUAUUCUACCCUUGGCACCGCCGCGCACACCCUCUUACACCACAACCCAUAGUCUUUCGUCGCGAUAUCAGCCCAAACUGUCGACAAUCACCGAAACUUCCCCCCUCAUCAGUGCAAGACACGGCGGUGUUUUGCCCCUAACACGCAUACAGUCGCCAAAGGUGUCUUCCUACUCUGCACCCACCACCAACGCAGCUACAAAAUAUGUGCCACCGCGGCCAAUAGCCAUUAAUACUGCCGACAUCGAUGUAUCUUCGUCACGAUAUACGCAUCAUACGCAUCACGAAGAAGAAAAGGAGAAGGAGAAGGAGGUUCAGCAGGAUGAUCCUGAAGUUAAGCAUGCGGAGAAAAGGCAAGGUGGCGAUGUGGAUGCACAGGUUGAGGCACAAGUUGAAGAACACAAGGUCAGCCGAUCCACAAUCAAACGCGAUCGACCUGUCGUCCGUCUAUCCACAAUCCGCUCGCGCAGUAAAGAUCGCAAUCGUGCCACAAAAUCCACUUCUUCCGGCACUGAUGAGUCGCCGGAGCCGAAGACGAAAAUGUUCAAGGACCUCCCAACCAUAGAACCAUUACACACCACGGAAACACAUCUGAGCUGGCGGCAAAAGCUGGCUGAUGAACUGGCUGCUGUGCCCAAAUACCCCAUAAAAAAGUCCCCCGGCGAUUUAAUUCGCGAACGCUAUCUAAUACAAGACUCCGCAACUGAUGAACUCGACUUAACACUCAGCCGACGUACGGCACCUACAGUUGACGAUGCCACAGAAGAGCAGAUGAGCGAUCAGGUAGUUGUCGAAAUGGAUUUGGAUCCCGCCAGUAAUUCCAUUCGCCGGUUGAGUAUUCCCCAGUGUCCCUCCUUUCAUGAUAUUUGCGAGGACAUAUCAUCAGACAAAAUUGACGACGACCUGAACGCCGGCGAGCUAAGGCGACGCGCUUCACUAAUUCAAGAACAAGAGCAAGAAAUUCUCAAUCAACUACAAAAUUCACCCUCAGGCACGUUCCAGCUAAUUCAUUUAGAAAGACGUGAGAGUCAAGAUAGUACAGUCGAGGAAGGACAUCGCAAAUCCACCAAGAAACGGGCUUCAAAAAAAGGCAAAAAGAUCAGGCACAAAAUUACAGCUAUCGUCGAGGUAGAGAAUGCACCCCUCCUGCCGGUGCUACAAGAAAAGGAAGAGCCCACUCCUACGCCCGCUGGUAAGGAGCGAUCUCCACAGCCGAAGUUCACCUUCAACGUAGAAUCCAUGGAAGAGCACCAUGAAAUUCAUAAGGUGUUUAAGCUUCCCAAAAGAAAGAGUGUAAAGAAGGUCUCGAAACCGAAAGAAGUGGUUUUGCCCGAGGGUUUUAUGCAGGCAAGUCCAAAGUCAAAAGUUGCUCCGAAAGCCAAAACGCCUAAAAAAGAAUCGUUUGUCAGCACUGCUGAAAUCUUUACGUUUGAACCGAUUAGCAUGGAACUUAAUACUGAGACUGAAGCACAUGAGUCAAAAGAGAAGAUCACAAGUCCGACGAGUGAAAGCAAAGCACCAAAGAGCAAUAAAUCUAACGAAUCGGUAAUGAAGAUCGCUACACCCCCACCGAAAACGACACCCAUGACUGUUUUGAAGCCAUCACUUUCGGUUGAUCCCGCUGCAGAAAAACUCAACGUAAACACUUCUAAUCGAGUUACGGAAAAGUUUCAGCCUCCCAAGUGUAUUGAUUUAAAUCAGCAAAUAUCUCCGACUAACUUGAAAGCAGCAACAGUAAAGCCGCUAAGCACAGAAAAGCCAAAAGUUAUACAAAAAACUUUAGAGAAUAUUAAAUCGAACCCCAUUGAAAAAUCAGACAGUGGUGAAGAUUUUUGGGCUCAAAUCGGUAAACGCGAAUCAGUCUAUAUGACAAACCGAAAGAAGGGGCAGCUUGAAAAUCAAUGGCAAAAGCGAGAAGAACUCUUGGAUUCCCAAGCUGUAGAAGACGUUAGCAACAUCAAAGAAAUAAAGACCGCGGUAACGGCACAAAAAAAGGAAGCACUGAAGAAAGCCGAUCAAGAUAUUUCAAAGAUCAAUGAAAAGGGCGUGGUCGGAAGAUCACAGUCUACCGAAUCCGCUAUUUGCAAGAAAGACAAUAAGGACCAGAAGACCUUAAAAGAAAUUGGAUUCGUUAAACCAAAAACAAUCCCGAAAGAGUCACUCGAUUCAGCACAAAAGUCACCAACCGAAGUCCAGUCAAAAACCGAAAAAGCUACAACUUCAACGAUAAAUGACCCAACAUUCUCGACGACGGCUGCUAAAACAACAAGAAUAACAACAGCAACGACAACAACGGUAUCGCCAAGUGCAACAAGCGCCGCGACCAAAAUAAAUUUCGGGCAAACAGCCAAGUCACCUGAACAACAAGCGAACAAAUUUACGCCACAAGCAGACAACGACAACGACAACGAACAAACGAAAUUAUUCAUUUGCCAAACAGGAAUAGCGAGUGCAACAAGCACAGCAACCACUACAUCAGCACCAACAACAAUCCAAACCACAGCAACGCCAAAAUCCGUCACCGCAUCGACUGAUCGGAAUGCUAAGAAAACCGAAAAGUUGGCAACAUCAACGCAACUGACUGAGUCGCAAGUAGCCGGUACAUCUAUUUCAGCAACAACAACAGCGAAAACUGUAAUGCAAAGUGCUAGUGAAAGCAAGAAGACGGAAGUAAAAACAGAUAAACCAAAGGAGGCGCAUACAAAAGCCGACGCUGCUGGUAAAAAGAACGUGGCAUGCAAAUCGCCGCCCACCUCGCCCAUAGCCCCGCCAUCAGGCAGUGGCAUCGUCUCCGUCGCCAAAGGUGCCAAACCAAAAACAGUACCUAAGGCAACGACAACGAAA
Rhagoletis zephyria (snowberry fruit fly) is the source of this 3085-nucleotide messenger RNA. RefSeq names its product muscle M-line assembly protein unc-89-like. Lineage: Eukaryota; Metazoa; Arthropoda; Insecta; Diptera; Tephritidae. The record is from RefSeq and is a predicted model, not a curated record.